AAUCAAAAUAAAUAAAACCACUUCCCCUUUUAACAUCCAAAAUGGUAAAUGAAACACUUUAGUUUUGAAAUCGUUAAAGAGUGAUUUCUGUUUCGAGAUGGAAACUUCCAAAACUGCAGGUAGAUGAAACGCUAAAAAACGUUUCGAAAAUUUGGAUUCCAUCCAAAAACCUUUGCACAAAAGCGACAAUCUAAAAUUGAUCGUAUUUUUCCGCCAGUCAAAAUCGAUCGUAAAACCACCACCGUCAAAACAAAAUUAAUAUUAAGAAGUUAAAAAUCAAAAACCUUCCCAAUUAUCCUCUAGGAAGCGACCGGCUAAAUCGGUACGAGUCGGUUUAAAAAUACCGACCGCACACUUCAAUUCAACACACAUAUCAGCACUAUAAAUACGAUCUCCGUUGCAUAUCAUAUGUUGGUGACGUCAAAGGGGAAUCUAAUUAAUCACAUGUGUACGGUCCUGUGUUUUAUCGGACGAAAUUCGACUUUUCCAUGUAUUUUUAGACGAGUCGUACACUGCUCCUAACUGGUUCAAAAUCUUGCUAAACAACACACACGUUUCCAUCUAUCCAAUGUGUUAAAAACGAAUUGGGUCGUUUAUAUUGAGCAAAAGAUGGAGCUACUCCAUUAAAAUAGACCAUACAUUGUUGCUUUGAAACUCAAUAAUGGCAACACUUUUAAAUUGUUAUGACAAUAAUGUCAUUAAGUGACACAGUAAUUUGAAACCUUCCCAAAAAUUUAUGGUGUAACAUAACUUCUAAAUUUUUCGUAAGCCAUCCGAAGUUUACCAAAAGAACAGCCUCAAAAUGGUUAUGGACCAGUUCGUAACGACUUACCGUAAGGACUUCCUUUGGCCUUACGUCAGGACUUUCGGCAUAAGACCUGAACCAACGAAUCUCUUCCAAGUCCAGUACAGAGAUCCGAAUCAGGUUUGCGCCUGCCAUUGUCUGGAGAAGCCAAAAUCACCUUCGGAACAACACCAACUGGUCGGUCCUUUGGCGGUUCACGAAGAAUCAUGGAGCAGACAGGGUCCCAUGGGGCCGCUUCUCAAUCCCAAAAUGUAUCCGGCCAAGGUGGCGGAAAAACCGGAAACUUCACCGGCCGCCAACUACAACCAACCCAACGUGUUCUUGCACAAGCUUCAAGAAAAGUAUCCUUUCGUCUAUGAGUGCUUGAGGCAGGCACCUCCAAGUGACAUGCUUGCACGUAUAAACAGAGACAGAUUAAGAACAACCUACCAGGUGGACUUCUGCAAGAUGAGAGAGCAUGUUUCUGGUGGUAACAAAAAGGCCAUGUACGAAGCCAGGGGGCCGAAGGAGAUUGUGUGUCCACCAAGAAAAAUACCAAAAAGGUCAGUUGAAAAGAAAUACAUUAAAAUUAAUUUUGGUUUGGAUUCAGACUAUGACAAGCGUGCUACCACUGGAAUUAAUUUUGAAAGAAAAGAAUAUAAAUAUGAAAGCAACAUUUUAAACUAUAAUCCAUUCAAAAAAGCAAGUCCUUAUAAGGAAGACCAUCCUUUCAACGAUGACAUAAAGAUGGAUCCUCUGGUUGAAGAUAUGGGUCGCAUGAUUUAUAGAGAUGUGACACAUAACCAUGGUUCCUGGGCAGUAGGAACUAAAAAAUAGAUUAAUGGUAAACGUCACACAAAUACAUAUUAUUUGUGACCAUUUAAUUAAAUAAAAUUUGG
Messenger RNA from Aethina tumida (small hive beetle), 1683 nucleotides. RefSeq lists its product as uncharacterized. Lineage: Eukaryota; Metazoa; Arthropoda; Insecta; Coleoptera; Nitidulidae. The transcript has 5 exons. Bases 803 to 1621 code for a protein of 272 amino acids. The record is from RefSeq and is a predicted model, not a curated record.